AACAACAGCAAGAAACAAGAAACAAGAAACAAGAAAGAGCCACAAGUUCAAGUAAAUCCACAGAUAUUUCGCUCCUAGUCCACAUAUGCAUAUAUAUUUGUGCGGCUCCCCGUGUGUCCUGUGCGUAUCCGUGUGUGUAUCUGUGUGUAUAAUGCGUAUGUAAUCCAAGCAAAUCUGUCACGUGUUUCGGAUAUCUUUUUUGGGAAGCCCGGAGCUGAGGCCAAAGGAAUUUAUUGAAAAAAGAUAAACCCCGAAACCUAGAGAAGAGACAGAUGUUGCUUUUCGUGGCGGCGGAGCAGCCCCAAAACAUGGCCAAGAGCCAGCGUUUAUUUAUGGCCCAAAGAGGAGAAAUCACAUUAGAUGCAAACUGCCUGUCGAAAUGAACAACGAAAAGAAAUAUUAAAUAAAAACUAGCGCCAUAAAAUUGCCCAUAAAACAACAGGGAAAACCCAGGCUAAACCGUCCGCAAAUAUCAAAAAAUAUAUAUUAAAAUAAAACGAAGAAAAGAGCACGAGAACGAAACUAUUAUUUGACAAACUGUCAGCGGAGCUCAGUCGAAGGUGAAAUUUGUGAACGUUGGCGAAAUUCUCGAGUGAAAUCUCUGCUGUUUAUGCCCGUUGCGUAUACGCCGCGUUGUCAGGCGCUGUUCCGCUGUUUCAGCAGUAUAUAUACUCCGCAUCUCGCGGGCGGAGGUGUUAAAUGCCUUCACAUAUCUCUGGUGCGGCCCGGGCCGCCUUCUGCUCUCCACCAACAACCACAUCCGCCGCCAUCCGCCUGUGAAAGUGCCGAGCUGUGCAUUAUUUCCGCGUAAGUGAACAUUUUUGCCCCCGUCCCCAGGAGACUACUCCCCCCAUACGAGUGUGUUGACUCUGCCGCUGAACGGCAUGCGCCUCUGGAGGAAUCGUCGAAGUCGCAGCAAAAUGCAUACCCUCGAAACGGGGCCCUGGUCCGUCCAUGGGCCACAGUUGACGCAGCUGCUCCUUGGCGGGAUACUCUGCAUGACAAUUGCCUCGAACACACAGACGUCCGCAGAGGCCACAGGAGCGCAGGAGACAGGAGCAGCAUCAGCAGCAUCAGCAGCCACCGUCAUCAGUUUCGAUGGGAGCAGCGACCCAUCAUCAGCCUCAUCCUCAUCCGCAUACUCGGCGACCGCAUUCUCCAGCCUUGCUCAAGUGUCCUCGCUGCUGCCGGAGGCGGCCGCCCUGUCGGCGACAGCAGCCCUGGUGGAACCAUAUCUGGAUGGAUAUGCCACCUCCAAUGUGACCACUCAGAUCGGUACACACGCGUAUCUCCCUUGUCGGGUCAAACAACUGGGCAACAAAUCUGUUUCCUGGAUUCGACUGCGCGAUGGACACAUCUUGACCGUUGACAGGGCGGUCUUCAUAGCCGAUCAGCGUUUUCUGGCCAUCAAGCAGCCGGACAAGUACUGGACGCUGCAGAUAAAAUAUGUACAGGCCCGUGAUGCCGGGUCCUACGAGUGCCAGGUCUCCACAGAGCCCAAAGUCAGUGCGCGUGUCCAGCUGCAAGUUGUGGUGCCCCGCACGGAGAUACUGGGCGAACCAGAUCGCUACGUGAAGGCUGGCAGCAAUGUCGUCCUACGCUGUAUUGUCCGUGGCGCCUUGGAGCCGCCCACCUUCAUCAUGUGGUACCAUGGGGCCGAGCAACUGGCAGCGGACUCGCGACGCCAUCGCACGCAAUUGGAUCCCAAUCUACCGGAGGCCACUGGCGAGGGACAGAGCACGAUUGGCUCAUUAAUCAUCGAGUCGGCCAAGAAGCGCGAUACUGGCAAUUACACAUGUAGCCCGUCGAAUAGCCCCAGUGCGACCGUAACACUGAACAUAAUAAAUGGUGAAUCAUCUGCAUCGGCGGUCACCUCAUCGGCAGCCACCACACGGGCCUAUGCCCUAAGCAUCCUCGCCCUGCUGCUCAGCGUCAUCCUCAUCGGUGUGGGCCAUCGGACAUGACAUGUCAACGGAGCGAGGCCAAACUAAGGAGUGAAUCCAGAACUCUGCCAAUAUGAAAAAACCAACCCCAAUUUGAUAAGCAUUAAAAAGCAGAAUGAAGUGAAAGGAAAUUAAAUCAGAUAAAUACACAUAAUAAUCGAGUGCAUGUUGUAAGCUAGUUGAUUUUAUCUACUGACUAAUAACUCAAGAAACGUAGGGAAGGAAGGAUAAAUCCGUAAGUCCCUGGACACACACACACACACACACACACACACCCUCUCUCUCCCUCUCUCCCACUCUCUCUCUCUAUCUAUGUAGCUGUCUAGCCCCCAAGACAUUGCAGCUAAUUGUAAGUUCUACGAGCUCUAAGCGAAAACUAGUCCGUAAGCACCAGCCCCCACAAAUCCACAAAUCUCCCACUAGUCUUAGGCCUGAUUUCUGUCAUAAAUUUAAUUUUUUGGGUUUUGUCCGUUCGGGUUUCCUUUUGUUUGGCUUUCGCAUAAAUGCAUAACCGUAAAUAUUUAUGCACU
Drosophila persimilis is the source of this 2473-nucleotide messenger RNA. RefSeq names its product hemicentin-2 (gene dpr11). The transcript has 8 exons. Gene Ontology annotation, biological process: synapse organization. Gene Ontology annotation, cellular component: neuron projection membrane. Lineage: Eukaryota; Metazoa; Arthropoda; Insecta; Diptera; Drosophilidae. The coding region runs from base 885 to 1964 and encodes 359 amino acids. The record is from RefSeq and is a predicted model, not a curated record.